Angiostrongylus costaricensis is the source of this 1917-nucleotide messenger RNA. The record is from the annotation of a GenBank genome assembly. Lineage: Eukaryota; Metazoa; Nematoda; Chromadorea; Rhabditida; Metastrongylidae.
AUGAACACAGCACUGUAUAGGAGCCAUAUGAUUUAUCAUCCGGACAUUAAGAACUAUACUGGUGAGAACGAGGAACUGCAGGGAAAUUUCCAGCGUUAUCUCUGGGCAUCCUGUUCAACGAGCGUUUCCAUAGUGAUAGUUAUUGCCGGUUAUCCAACAUUUAUUGAAUUCGACUAUCCUACAGUGGAGAACGUAACCGAUGGUUAUGGUGAUGAUGAGGCAUCUUCGUCUUCAAUUAGGUCAAUACCACCCAAAAAAUCGCUCAAUUGGUCUUGCAAUUUGUUCCCUGGGGACAGGAACGCUUGCACAUCAACCCUUACCGCCGACAAAUGCCAGAACAACACACAGUUUUCCGCUGGAUAUUGGCGAUCGGCAAGAUCCUGUGAGAAAGAUGGCCAGCUGAUUUCCUGCGUAAACGUAACAAUCACGAACGACACAUGUCAGGACGCCGUAUUUGAGGUUCAUAAUGCGUCCAUGGUUCAUCUUGUAUUAAAAGACCUAAAACUACCAUCUACUGUGAUUCAAACGUUUACUGAACAUCAUAACGACCGCAUUAAACCUAAGUGCUGUUACCCCGCACUUCCUGUAGUUGCAGAUAAACCGUUCUACUUUUUCAACUCAGGUGAAGACGGUGGCUGCGAAAAUAAACCGAAGUUGGUGAAAUUUGGUAUAAACACAACUGCAACGUGUUUGCUAAAGUGGUCAAUCUGGGGAAACGCAGACGGAUGCCCAUCUAUGGACCAAAUGAGAGCAUUCUUCAUUUCAAAUGUUUCACACAUAUGCAACUGUGACUUAUGCGAAGUACCUUUACUACAGCAACCACUACCUGCACUUCACCAAUACAAUUCCACGUCAUGUCUUAUCCCUCAUCAAGCUACCCUAACUUUUACACAUGCCAACGGAUUCAUUAAUAGUGCUUACUUAAGCUAUAACUAUCGAGUGAUCUCGAGCAAAGAGGAUUUGAUACUAAUCUCUGUUCGUACUCAAUUUCUCGAAUAUAGUGAACCUUGUCAGAAAUCCAGUUUUACUUUGAGUUUUUUUUUCACCAGUGCUGUUAUGGUCCGCGUGAAGCCACUGCCUGAACGCGCCUUAGUUGAGGGCCGGGUAACCAUGAGGGAAACGACGAGAGAAAUUAUUCAAGAAGUAUCUGUAGGUGAACAGUAUAGUCAUCAGCAACAUGGCUCGAAUUCGUACUAUGUGGAGCCAAACGAAUACAUGACCGAUGAACAGGGCUAUGCCAGACUACCAGGGAGCCGAAGCAAACAGUACGACCAUCGACAACAUAAAUCGAAUUCUUAUAACUAUGCGGGGCCAAACGAAUACAUGAUUGAUGAUGAACAGGACUCUGCUAGAUUGCUAGGGAACCGAAGAUUCAUAAUCUCCUGUAUUAUUGCUUUGAAGACCACGGGAUUCAACACGGCAAUCGUCCAGUCCCCUGCUGCGCACGAUUUCAAGGGAAGAUUUAAAAGUCGCAUCGAUCGUCGUAUCAGUGGUGAAGGCACUAGAACAGGAGGUUUAAUUGGUCAAAAUGGUGAUCCUAUUGGUCCAAAUCUAGGAAAUCGUAGUGUUUAUGAUGUUGACACACUACAGGGCAGCAGUUCUAUCCGUUCUGGAAAUAGGAAGCAGCGCUAUCGUCCAGGAGCCCGAGCACUACAGGAAAUACGGCGAUACCAAAAAACCACGAAGCUACUAAUUCCAAAGAGACCGUUUCAACGUGUUGUACAGGAAGUGGUGAGGGACCUUUAUCCUAAAGAAGAAUAUCGCUUUUCAGCAGAUGCUCUCGAAGCCUUGCAAGAGAUUAGCGAGGCGUUCAUAGUAGAGGUUUUUGACAACACUUGUACAUGUGCGGCACACGCGAACCGUGUUACUGUCAUGCCGAACGACCUCCAUCUACUUCGAAUAUUACAAAAAUGGUAG